GAGCUCGAGUCCUUCCUUCUUCCUCCAGUCCACUCCGCGGAAGUAGACGUUGUCGUCUAUAUUCCGUUCUUUUAUUUUUAUAUUUUGCUCCCAACCCAACCAAGAUGGACGACUAAAUAAAAGAACGGACCCCCAACUUCACCCCUUUAAUCAUCCUUGAACUGAGUGGACCGGAUGAAAUCCAUCUGUGGUUUUCUCCGCUUCGCAGGGGAGGUAGCUGUAUCCAGUGGCGAGGUAGGCUCUGUCAGGGCAGGACACCAUGAAGUGGGCCGAACCCUGGGGACCCCAGAGGCUGUCUUUUCUUCUAGAAAAGGCUGCUUCUAUGGAAGCCAACAUGUGGAAGGCAUACGUGCCAAAGAAGCCUUCCACACUGGAUACAGACAUCUCCCCGGCUCAGCGGGAUGAAGCUGUGCGCUGGCUGACGGAGCUCCAUGGCCGACUGCUGCUCUACCCAGAAACUCUGGUGUUAGCUGUUAGCAUCCUGGACCGCUUCCUCGCUUCCAUCAAGGCCCGUCCAAAGUACCUGCGCUGCAUCGCCAUCGCCUGCUUCUUCCUGGCUGCCAAGACCUGUGAGGAGGAUGAGUGUGUUCCCUCUCUGAAGGAGCUGGCUGACUCCAGCAGCUGUGGCUGUUCACCAUCGGAGAUCUUGAGGAUGGAAAGGAUCAUCCUUGACAAACUCAACUGGGAUCUGCACACUGCCACGCCGCUCGAAUUCCUGCAAAUCUACCAUGCGAUGGUCCUGUCAUGCCCUUGUGAGUAUUUGGACUCUGUUUUGGGAAUGAACCGCUCUCAGCAUCUCGCCCUCCUCACACGCCAACUCUACCUUUGUAUGGCUGACAACACACUCAUGCAGCUCAGAGGAUCCAUGCUGGCGCUGGCCCUCAUCACCCUGGACCUGGAGUCCUGCUGUCCCGACUGGUUGGCUCUCACAAUCAAGCUUUUAAAAAAAUCACAGAUUGACACAGCUGAGCUGAUUCAUAGCCGAGAGCUGGUAGCUUGUAGUUUGUCCAUGCCAAGAUCUUCACUGCCUCCUAACGCAGUCUACAUCUACCAGCACAGUCAGAGUCCAGGUCUUCUGCCGCGUCAGGUUCAGGAAGCCUCCUCUCUUGGGACCAGGAGCGAAGCUACCACAGCCCAGCAACAGACACCUGCUGGAGCUGAGGGUCAUCAGAACUCUUCCACCACUGAGAUCAGCCUCCCAGCUCUUCUGUCUCCGCCAAAACAUCACAGACAUCCAAACUACCUGCAGAAAGUCUCCCUGCGCUGCAAAGCAUCAACCAAGCGCAAGGUGGAGGAGAUGGAGGUGGACGACUUCUUUGACUGCAUCAAACGGCUCUACAAUGAAGAUAUCAGCGUGACGUACAACAUCACCGUCCGUGAAGGGGCUGAAGCUCUGGUGGGGGCCAUCGCAGGAGGAGAAGGAGAGGCUGCCGUUUGCAGUGUCCAGUCCCAACCAGGAGGCGCCUCCUCUCCCUGCCCUCCUCUGCAACCAGCCAGCGCCUCCUAGAGACCAAAUACACAACUGCUCUUCAAAAGCACCUGAACUCUGAAAUCAUUGACCUCUCAACUCCUGUUUGAUCGAAACCUUGAUAUAAACAUUUUGACACGGCUCAGUGUUACCACUUGCACAAGAAUGAAGUGAGGCAGCUCAGGGAGGUGAAUGAUUUCAGCAGCUCAGGAUUGGUGGGGGGUUGAGCCGGACCACCUGCCAUGAUCCUCUGCAGCUACAAAACAGAGCUAAAAAAAAAAAACUUAAAUGAGAAAAAUAUCAAAAAAUGUUGCUAUAUCUUUAUUUAUUCAAUUCUGUAAACAGAAACACAAAAUAAUAAUUUAAAAAAGCAAACAAAAAACAAUGAAGUUGUAAAAAAACACUGUCUAUGUCCACUUCUUUAACAACUGACUCAUCUUAUCAGAAGCCGUCCACCUUUUCUGCAUGUUGCAUUUGACAGUCUUUUGUUUUUAUCAUCGUAGCACAGCUUCCUCUGUUACAUUGGACUGAAAAUAGCAUUUGAAUAAAUGCACUGAUAAGGUCGAAUGAGUACUAAAUGUUAUUUGAAUUGUCUUAAAAAUAAUUUCCCUCUUCUGAUUGUAGAGCUAGUUUACACUACUAACGUGAAUGACUCGUGUUGGAAAGUUAAAGAGUAGCUUCAAUUGUAUUUUUUCAAAUGUCCAGGUUCAGCGCUUCAGUGCUCGAUACAUAACCGCCGUCUCCAGAGUUCCUACUGGUGACCUUGUGAAGCCAGGAUAGAGAAAAUAUUAGUGUCUACAAGAGAAACUUGGUCGUGUCGGUGUAUGCCACUAUCUUACUCUUUCAAAUCUUUUCUUUGUCUACUUGCUUAAAAUGCUCUGUUACUCUGGCUGCAGGGGCUGGUGGUGGUUGGUCCAGGUCACAGAACACACCAUUGAAUGAACCAAUAAAAGAGGAGAAUACAA
Molecule: messenger RNA, 2433 nt
Organism: Synchiropus splendidus (mandarinfish)
Lineage: Eukaryota; Metazoa; Chordata; Actinopteri; Syngnathiformes; Callionymidae
Gene: ccni
Product: cyclin I
Exons: 10
Coding region: 260-1507 (415 amino acids)
Biological process (GO): regulation of cyclin-dependent protein serine/threonine kinase activity; mitotic cell cycle phase transition
Cellular component (GO): cyclin-dependent protein kinase holoenzyme complex; nucleus; cytoplasm
Molecular function (GO): cyclin-dependent protein serine/threonine kinase regulator activity
Source: RefSeq, a predicted model, not a curated record